UAAACAAACACUCCCCACAUUUUUCUCACAUGGCAAUUCUACAACACCCAGUGGUCGUGGUGCUUCUCUCCCUUAUCCUGCACCACAUUCGCUGCUUAAAAUGCGCACCCUCCUCACCUUGAGGCCACAAACAUCACCAUGCCUCUCCUCGUUUUCUCCUCCUUCCUCUUACCUAAACAGCUUCAGACCCCACAAGCGCUUUCACUUCCUCAGCCCGUGUUCUUCUCUGAAGCAAACCAAGAAACAGAGCCUCCAAAAAAAUACUGCCACUCCAGGCAGCCCUCCACAGAGCCUAAAGUGGUUGUUCAAUAGCCCCAAGAGCAAGGAUGGUGGUGAGAAAAUUGAUGGAGAUAAAGAGGGCUUGGAGGGUGAUACUGCGAUUAAAGGUACCCUUUUGGCUGGUGUUUUACUAGUUGGUGUUGUUGGUGGCUUUGGUGCUGUUGGGUAUAUCUAUAAGGACCAGAUCAACGCUUUCUUGAAUCAGUUUUCGACCUUCAUUGAAGGUUAUGGUCCAGCUGGAUAUGCAUUAUUUGUGGCAGUUUAUGCCGGAUUGGAGAUCCUUGCAAUUCCGGCCAUUCCAUUAACAAUGUCAGCUGGUCUUCUUUUUGGUUCUGUUAUUGGCACUAUCAUAGUCUCAAUCAGCGGAACAGUGGCUGCAAGUGUUGCCUUCUUGAUCGCUAGAUAUUUCGCUCGUGAGCGUAUUCUUAAACUAGUAGAAGGAAACAAAAAAUUUCUUGCUAUUGACAAAGCUAUUGGAGAAAAUGGCUUCAGAGUUGUUACUCUCCUACGGUUGAGCCCUUUGCUUCCUUUUUCCUUGGGGAAUUAUUUAUAUGGGCUGACAUCAGUAAAGUUCGUUCCAUAUGUCUUGGGAAGUUGGCUGGGGAUGCUUCCAGGAACAUGGGCUUACGUGAGUGCUGGUGCAUUCGGGCGAGCUAUAAUUCAAGAUGAAUCGGAAGUUGGUUUACUGCUAGGAAACGGUAAUUCACUGGUAACACUGGGGCUUGGGUUGUUAUUCACGGCUUUGGCUGCAGCUUACGUCACACGACUUGCAAAGGAUGCUGUAAAAGAUAUUGAGUAGGAUCGAGUAUUGGCUUUUCCCCAGAAGAAGUCAACUGGUACAAUUAUAAUAGGAAAUGGAAAAAUUGAGGGAUGCAUCGCUGCUCCCUUGUAUAUCAAAAAUAUUUAUUCUGACCGAACCAAAAAUAGCCAGCCCGCUUCUUGCUUAUUUUUGAAAUGUAUUAAUCACUGUAUUCACCAUGACUCGCUAAGGAAUAAAUCUUAAUCUUUUGGUGUA
Molecule: messenger RNA, 1294 nt
Organism: Ziziphus jujuba (common jujube)
Lineage: Eukaryota; Viridiplantae; Streptophyta; Magnoliopsida; Rosales; Rhamnaceae
Exons: 7
Coding region: 101-1078 (325 amino acids)
Source: RefSeq, a predicted model, not a curated record